CCUGCGGUCAUGGAUGAAGAGCUGUCGCCUUUGGACUGCCUGCUGCCCUCAGGCAAACAGAAGAUCGGUCUAAUCAUCCUUAACCAGCCUUUGGAUAAGGACUACCUUCACAUACUAUGGAGUAAAGCUGUUUUGACGGCAUGUGCUGAUGGAGCUGCCAAUCACCUAUAUAACAUGACUUCUGGACAAAAUGACAGUUUCCGCCCCGACUAUAUCAGUGGUGAUUUUGACUCCAUUACUGCCGACGUGCGAGCUUUCUAUGCCGAUAAGGGAUGUCGUCUGAUUGAAACAAGUGACCAGGAUCUUACGGAUUACACUAAAUGUCUGGUCAUCAUGUUGGACGAGAUUAAACAAAGAAAAUUGCAGGUGGAUGCCAUCGUGACACUAGGCGGGAUAGGGGGCCGAUUUGACCAGACGAUGGCGACUGUUGAGACGCUCCAUCAUGCCAUGUCUAUGACACAGCUUCCGCUGUUAGUCAUCCAGGAGACAAACCUGGCCUUUCUGCUCAGACCAGGCAAACACACACUCAGGGUAAACACAGGCCUGGAGGGGGAUUGGUGCAGCCUCAUUCCAGUUGGGGGACCAUGCUUGACAACCACAACAGGACUCAAAUGGAACCUGAAUAAUCAGUUCCUGCAGUUCGGGAAGCUGGUGAGCACCUCCAACACUUAUGAGUCAGUUGCACCCGGACAGCCCAGGAAGUGUGUAACAGUCAGCACAGACCAGCCUCUGCUCUGGAGCAUGGGCAUCCUUAAAACACUGCAAUGA
Messenger RNA from Nerophis lumbriciformis (worm pipefish), 768 nucleotides. The record is from RefSeq and is a predicted model, not a curated record. NCBI's taxonomy places the organism in Eukaryota, Metazoa, Chordata, Actinopteri, Syngnathiformes, Syngnathidae.